AUGCACUUUUUUGUAAAUUGGUAUUACCAAUUGGUUGCGCAGACAGCUUUGUGUAUCCCUAAGCUAAAGGAACAUAGCAGGAAAUCUUCUUAUGCUGCAAAGCGUACUGAGUCUCGUCAUAAUAAGAGAGCUAGAGUUGAAGGUAUCAGAAUAUUUGAGAAUACCGCAAUGAGAAACAUGGAUGUAGAUACUGAGGUAAUCCCAACUUCUCGUUCCGAUUCUGUGGAAGCAAUGGACGGUCAGGCCAACUCACCUUUUUUGGAUGCCGCCUCAAUGUUUGACAAUGACAGAGACGACAAUGAUUUCGAUGACAAUGUUGAAGAUGAAGUCAAUGAGAUCGAGAUUGAGGACUUCAACAGUGAAGACCCUUUUGCUGCUCCUGAUAUGCCCGAAAAUGAAGUCCAUCAAUUCAUAGCCAUCUUUACAGUACUAUUUGCUUCACGUCAUGUUGUUGAUAAGGGUGCUGCUGUCUUGAUUGAGUUUAUCAACAACCUGCUGAGAAUCUACGACCAAGAUUUUCAAUUACCAACCAGUCUUGCCGGUUUACAAAAAAUGACAGGAUUUUCUGCUAUUACAAAAGGCAUCAAGAUAUUUGUGGUGUGCCAAGACUGUCAUACAGUAUAUCAGGAUAUUGUAUCUGCUCCUCCUCGAUGUGUUUCCUCAAAACUUGGUGCCAGGUCUGCAUGCAACUGUAAUUUGACGAAAUCCAUAUCUUCCGGUGCCUUGGUUGCAAAGCGUGAAUAUGUCUACCAAUCCAUUAAAAAUACAUUGAGCGUUUUCUUCCGUCGCCCUAGUUUCGAAGCCAAGAUUCUACGUGGAACGAUCAUUGAUCCCAUGCAUAAUCUUUUCCUGGGGACGUCUAAGAGAUUAAUGGAUCGGUGGAUUGAUGAGAAGACAAUUGGACCUGAAGAGUUUGCUUCGAUGGAGAAAAUUGCAGAGACAAUGGUACUACCCAGAGAUUACACCACACUGACAACCAAAAUUGGAAAGGGCUUCAGCUACAUGAAAGCGGACGAGUGGAAAUCAUGGGUUCUGGUUUAUUCUCCUGUCUUGUUGCAUGGUAUUCUCCCUCCAUUACAAUUCAAGAACUGGAUGUAUUUCGUUGAUGCAUGCCGAUACUACGUAAAGCCCAGCAUUACUUUUGAUGAGAUCACCACUGCCCACAGCCUGUUAGAAAAGUUUUGCAAUGCAUGUAACGUAGACUAUACCGCCACUAUUCUCACCUGCAAUAUGCACCUACACCUCCAUCUUCAUGAAUGCAUUCGUGAUUUUGGACCAAAUUUCAAGACAAAUGGCAAAGACGGUUUUGAGGCGACCUACAUGAAAAAUUUUGUUCAGAAUGCGUAUAAGGGUGAUUAUGUCAAUGCUGUUCUUAAAAGUUCUAGCCAGAUCCCCUUCAUUCACACUCUGUCUAAACUUGUUACAACCUCCAUACCUGCCGCCACAGUCACCACUCUCUCCAGUCGCCCAUUCAGAUUGCAAGCAUUCGUUCAAGGCUACACUGAUCCUUAUAAUCCACCCAAGGGUAACGAGCCUCUUCCUCCUUCUACAUUUCCUCUAAAAUACAAAAAGCCAUCAGUAAUGGAUGAUUCCAACUAUCUCCAUUUACUUGAAUAUUACCAAGUCGCUUACAACCUCCCAGACCUUGCCAGCUAUCAGGACACGUCCUAUAAUCGCCCAGCACUUGACAAUCAAAUCAUCAAAUUGAAGUCAAUUGACAUUCUUGGUCAACACUAUCGAGGAACAAACAACAGCACAAUCAGUCGCGGAUCACUUGUUCAGGCAAAGUUUGUUGGUAGUAAUGGAAACAUUAUACUUGGAUUUGCUGGACAAAUUCAGUAUCUUUUUACACACUCCUUCCAACUUCCACCCACGCACAAUCUCCAUCUGACUCGCAUGGUUCAUGAUCAUCAACAUGUAUUCGCAUUUAUCAAGUGGUUUCGUACUUCCUCUGAUAGGUCGCGUGAGGAUGACGGUGUUGAAUUUUGUUUGCCCACGUUCUCUCCUGAUAGCUACCAUAGCAUUAUACCUGUACAUCGCAUCUUAUUAGAGGUUGCUACAGCUACUAUUGCGACAAGUAGAAAUGUUAGCAAAAUGCUGGUAAUUCCAUUGCCAAAGAAGCUAUAUGCUUAA
Phycomyces blakesleeanus NRRL 1555(-) is the source of this 2133-nucleotide messenger RNA. RefSeq lists its product as hypothetical. The record is from RefSeq and is a predicted model, not a curated record. Lineage: Eukaryota; Fungi; Mucoromycota; Mucoromycetes; Mucorales; Phycomycetaceae. The coding region runs from base 1 to 2133 and encodes 710 amino acids. The transcript has 7 exons.